This is a messenger RNA of Penaeus vannamei (Pacific white shrimp), 1930 nucleotides long. RefSeq names its product UDP-glucuronosyltransferase 2C1. Gene Ontology annotation, molecular function: UDP-glycosyltransferase activity; hexosyltransferase activity. The record is from RefSeq and is a predicted model, not a curated record. NCBI's taxonomy places the organism in Eukaryota, Metazoa, Arthropoda, Malacostraca, Decapoda, Penaeidae.
CACAAAACAGCAUGAACGAAUAAUCAAACCCAAAAACGAAGGAAAACAGUGACAUAAGUGAGUGCCAGUGAAAACGCCCAAAACAAACUUCCCGCCCAAAAAACAGAAAAAAGACAAUCCAUCAUGGGCGUCCAGUCCUUCGGAUGUCGCGUCCUGUACCUCUUCUGCCUCCUGUCGGCCGCCCACGCCCACAGGGAGCCGCAGGAGAGGACCGAGGGCGCCAACGUCCUGAUCCUGCACCCCAUCUACGCCGGGAGCCACGAACUCACCCUCAGGAAGUUCGGCGAGAAGCUGGUGGAGCGAGGUCAUCGGGUGACCCAGCUGCGGUGGCGGUCCUCCAAGACGCGCCCGGUCUCCUCGUCCGUCGAGGUCAUCACGCUCAGCCCGGACAACCACGAUCUGCGGUACCCCUACAUGAACCAGGACGGCACCUUCCAACCACCUACUAGCAUGCUGUGGGAGAGGCCGAGGCACAUGUGGCAGCUCCCGACGGACGUGUUCGGCCUGAUGGACGCCCACUGCGAGGCGAUCCUGGGCGACGAGGGCCUCAAGAGCCGCCUCCGCAGCGCCAACUUCUCGCUCGCCCUCGUCGACAUCAUCGCCAACGAGUGCUCUCUCGCCCUCGCCUUCGACCUCAACCUGCCCGUCGUCGGCUUCUGGGGCUUCUCCUUCCAGGGCGCCGAGUCCCGAGCCGCCGGUGUGUUCCAAUCACCCGCUUUGGUCCCGAACUUCUUGAGUGAAGUUGGAGCGACGAUGACCUUCACCGAACGAGUGUGGAAUACGCUGGUGAUGCUUGCAGAGACCGCCAUCAUCACUUACCACUUCACCGUCACCGAUGGACACAUUAAGCGCCUGCUUCCCUCCAGCCCCACCAGUCGCGAGCUUCUGCGUGAGAUGGAGGUGGUCCUGGUUCACUCGCACUGGUUCAUCGACUACCCGAAGCUCAUGCCGCCCCACGUGCAGUACAUCGGCUGCAUCCAGUGUGGCCCCCCGUCGCCGCUGCCGCCAGACCUCGAGGAGUGGGUAUCUGGCGCGGGCGAGGCGGGGGCGAUCGUCUUCUCCCUCGGCUACACGGGGUACGAGGCCAACACGGUGCCCCCUCACAUCAUGGAAGCCUUCGUCAACGCCUUCGCUCGCCUCCCUCAGCGGGUUCUUCUGAGGUUCAACGCCGCGAGACUCAGCGUCAUCCCCGACAACGUCAAAGUGCUGGAGUGGUUCCCUCAGCACGACUUAUUAGCUCACCCCAACACGCGCCUGUUCGUCACCCACUGCGGCCAGAACGGGCUGAACGAGGCGGUGUACCACGGCGUCCCCAUCGUGGCGCUCCCCGUCUUCGCCGACCAGGGAGACAACGCCAGGAGGGUGGUGGACCACGGGCUGGGUUUGGCCAUUGACAAGGACUCCAUCAGCGAGAGCGUGGUCUUUGAGACGAUUACGACCGUGCUUAACGAUACCAGGUACACCGAGACAGUCAAGAGGUUUUCCUCGCUGUGGCAGGAGGAGGGCGAGUCCGGGGCAGAGCGGGGGGCGCGAUGGCUGGAACGCGUCCACCGAUAUGGCCGCCUCACCCAUCUGCGCAUGCCCGGCGCCCACCUCAGCUUCUCCCAAUAUUUCGCUCUGGAUGUGGCUGUUUUCCUCAUCCUGGUGGCUGCCGCGCCUUGGUGUCUGGCCUACUGGCUCUGCUGCAGAAGAAAACACGGGAAGAGCAAAAUAAAGGAGGAGUGAUUGGCUUUUGUUUUGGUGUAUGGAUGUUCUUGUGCGUAUGGAUGAGUUUCUUGUGUGUGUGUUUAGGGUAGAGAUUUAUUUUUGUGACUAUUUUGCAUGGAUAGACGGUGAGGAAAUAUGAAAUAUAUGUGAUUUUAUGAUAUAUAGAAAGUGGAAAGAACCAGCCCAAUUAUUGAAAAAAAAUGUUUUGAAUCUCUCUCUCUCU